AUGACUGAGCAAGAAAAUCUACCUGAAAUGACCAAAGACUGGACCAAAGAGCAUGUAAAACAAUGGGUAACCAAAGACCUUCAGAUUGAUGAGAAAUAUGGGCACAUUCUGCUCAGUGAAGAAGUGACAGGACUAGUCUUGCAAGAAUUAACUGAGAAAGAUCUUAUGGACAUGGGCCUACCACGUGGACCAGCACUUCUGAUAAGACGCAGAUAUAAUAGAUUGAAUACUCCCCCUGAAGGUAGUAAUCAGGAUUCAGGAAGAUUAGAUCAGACCAAAUCCUCCAAAAAAGAACACAACAAAAAGCCACAACAGGUAACAAAGGAAAAAGAAAAAUCCAAUAGUGUUUAUGAUCCCAGAAUGAUAAGUACAGAAGAAGAAUUGACUCCCAUGGGGAAAAGUACCUUAAGUGAAGUAAUGUCUGCUGAAGACAAAAAGAAUAUAAAGUUAAAAACUGAGCAGUGUACUUGUAUGCCAUAUCCUUUUGAUCAGUUCCAUGACAGCAUACGUUACAUAGAACAUUAUAUUCUACAACCUGAAACAGGACCGCUCAAUCUCAUAGACCCCAUACAUGAGUUCAAAGCCCUCACAAAUACAGAAACAGCCUCAGAUGAGGAUAUUAAGAUGAAAUUUAGCAAUGAAGUCUUCCGAUUUGCGUCAGCUUGCAUGAAUUCACGCACCAAUGGCACCAUUCAUUUUGGAGUCAAGGACAAACCUCAUGGAGAAAUUGUUGGUGUGAAAGUCACCCGUAAGGAUGCUUUCAUUGACCACUUCAAUUUAAUGAUCAAACAUUAUUUUGAAGAAAGUGAAAUCAAAGAAGCCAAAAAGUGCAUUCGUGAGCCAAGGUUUGUGGAAGUUCUACUACAGAACAAUACAUCAUCUGACAGAUUUGUCAUUGAAGUCGAUAUUAUUCCAAAAGAUUCUGUAUGUAAAGAUAAGUAUUUCUACAUUAAGAUGCAAAUUUUAAAAAAUGAAACAUGGAAACAAAGCCAGGAUACUUCACUGUUUGUGAGAGAGGGGGCUAGUUCUAAGGACAUCCUGGCCAAUGUUAAGCAACAAGAUAUCAGUUUCAAAGCAUUUCAUCAAAAUUUAAAGUCAGUCAUAGCAUUGAGAAAAGAAGCUGAAGAAGAAUAUAAGAUGAAAGAAAAGAAGAGUGAAUAUGAAGGACAAAAGCUGAUUAAACUUCUCAUAGGAAACCGAGAUUCAUUGGAUAACUCCUACUACAACUGGUACAUUCUUGUAACAAAUAAAUGCCAUCCAAACCAGACAAAGAACUUAGAUUUUCUAAAGGAAAUUGAAUGGCUUGCUGUUUUGGACUUUGAUCCUGAAUCUGUGAGUAGGGGCGUAGUCAAAGCUUAUAAAAAAAGCAGAGUAGCAAACCUUCACUUUCCAAACCAGUAUGAAGAAAAAACUACCAUGAUGGAGAAAAUUUCUAGUCUGAAUCUUUACUACCAGCCCAGUUGGAUCUUCUGCAAUGGCAGAUCAGACUUGAAAGAUGAAACAUAUAAGCCCCUAGAACCACAUUUAUGGCAGAGAGAAAGAGCUUCUGAAGUCAGGAAUCUGAUUUUAUUUCUCACCAAUGAAAAUAUAAUCACCAGAGGGAAACUGUUGGUAGUGUUUCUAUUACUCUCUUCAGUGGAAAGCCCAGGAGAUCCACUCAUUGAAACUUUCUGUGCUUUCUACCAAAACCUCAAAGGAAUGGAAAAUAUAUUGUGUAUCUGUGAAAACCCGCAGACUUAUCAACGAUGGAAAGAUCUACUACAGACAAGACUAACAAGGUCAGAUGAAUUAACAAACCACAGUAUUUCCACUUUAAAUUUAGAAUUAAUAAAUAGUACAAUCCUUAAACUGAAAUCAGUGACUCGGUCAUCAAGAAGAUUUUUGCCCUCCCGUGGAUCUUCUUCAGUUAUCCUAGAGAAAAAGGAAGAGGAUAUUUUGACUGCAUUGGAAAUCCUCUGUGAAAAUGAAUGUAGGGACACAGACAUAGAGAAAGAUGAAUCUAAAUUCCAAGAAUUUAGGAAAUCAAAAGAAGAACACUUUUACCGAGGUGGUAGAGUAUCCUGGUGGAACUUCUAUUUUUCUUCUGAAAACUAUUCUUCACCUUUUGUGAAAAGGGACAGGUAUGACAACCUUAAAUGUCUUAUACAGGAGAGGGCAAAGUCUCCUCAACCAGUAUUUGCAAAAAUUAUCAAUCUUUAUCAUCAUCCGGGCUGUGGAGGUACCACACUGGCUAUGAAUGUUCUUUGGGAUCUUAAGAAAAAAUUCAGAUGUGCUGUGUUAAAAAACAAAGAAAUUGACUUUAAGGAAAUUGGAGAACAAGUGAUCAAGUUGAUUACCUAUAAGGCAAGCAGCCAUCAGGACUACAAGCCUGUACUUCUCCUUGUGGAUGAUUUAGAAGAGCAGGAAAAUGUUUACAUUCUACAAAAUACCAUCCAUUCUGCUAUAGCAGAGAAGGAAAUGCGAUAUGAAAAAACACUGGUAAUUAUCUUAAACUGCAUGAGAUCCCAGAAUCCUGAUGAAAGUGCAAAAUUAGCAGACAGUAUAGCAUUGAAAUACCAACUUUCUCCCAAGGAACAAAGAGCUUUUGGAGCCAAACUAGAGGAAAUUGAAAAGCAACACCAGAACUUUGAGAACUUUUAUUCUUUUAUGAUCAUGAAAAGCAAUUUUGAUGAAACAUAUAUAGAAAAUGUAGUGGGGAAUAUCCUGAAAGGACAGGAUUUUGACAGCAAGGAAGCACAACUCAUUUCUUUCCUGGUUCUACUCAACUCUUAUGUUACUGAUUCUACAAUUUCAGUUUCACAGUGUGAAAAAUUUUUGGGAAUCUCCCAAAUUAAGACACACUGGAAACCUGAAAGCCUGGAAGACAAGAUGGGGACUUAUUCUACUCUACUAAUAAACACAGAAGCUGCAGAAUAUGGGAGAUACACAGCUGUGCGCAUCAUCCAUCCUCUCAUUGCUAAUUGCUGCCUAGAAGAACUGGGGAAAAGCUACCACUUGAAUAAGAGUACAAUUGCACUGAAUAUGUUACACGAGAACUUAUUCUAUGAUUGUGGAAUAGGAAAAGACAAAUUUCAACAUGAUGUGCAAACUCUCCUGCUUACCAGACAACGCAGGGAGCUUGGAAAUGAGAUAGACACUUUGUUUUCCCCUUUAAUUGAAGCUUUAGAGAAUGAAGAUGUUGAAAAAGUCUUGACUGCGGGAAGUAAACGAUUCCCACAAAAUGCAUUUAUCUGUCAAGCCUUAGCAAGACAUUUCUACAUUAAAGAAAAGAACUUUAACAUUGCUCUGGAUUGGGCAAAAGAAGCCAGACAGAGAGCACCUAAAAAUUCCUACAUCACAGAUACACUUGGUCAAGUCUACAAAAGUGAAAUCAAGUGGUGGUUGGAUAAAAACAAAAACUGUACAGAUAUUACCAUUAGUGAUUUAACACACCUCCUAGAAGCUGCUGAAAAGGCCUCAAGAGCUUUCAAAACAUCACAAGAGCAAACUGAUAAGAAAGUCUCUGAAACAGACACCUGGUCAUCACAGAAGUCUCAGAGAAAAUAUGACACCUAUAAUACAGCUGGGUUCUUGGGUGAAAUAGAAGUUGGUCUUUACACUAUUCAGAUUCUUCAACUUACUCCUUAUUUCAAUGAAGAGAGUGAAUUAUCUAAGAAACUGAUGUCAGAAUUUUUAUCAGGAAAGGGAAAUAUUUCUUCAAGUGGAAAAUGUGAAUAUUACUUGACUCUUAGCAAGUUUACAAGCUACUCAAAAUUUACAAUCAGAUUUGAAAAGGUGCUUUGAUUUUUUUGCUGAUUAUAUGGUUUUUUUGAAAACGAGGAAUGCCCAAAAGGAGACAGCAGAAAUAUUAUUAAGCAAGAAAAUCAGUCGUUGUUUCCAGAAAUACAGAGAACUUUUCUGUCAUUCAGAUGUGGAUCCAUUACAAAGCAAAGAGCGUCAUUUACUCCAAGAGGAGAACUGUAGAAAAACUCUAGAAGCUUUGAGAGCGGAUAGAUUUUCUGGACUCCUUGAAUAUCUUAACCCAAAUCAGAAAGAUGCUGCAACCGCUAUGGAAAGUAUAGUGAAUAAAUACAACUUCCUUUUGCAACAA
Condylura cristata (star-nosed mole) is the source of this 4090-nucleotide messenger RNA. RefSeq names its product sterile alpha motif domain containing 9-like (gene SAMD9L). NCBI's taxonomy places the organism in Eukaryota, Metazoa, Chordata, Mammalia, Eulipotyphla, Talpidae. Gene Ontology annotation, cellular component: cytoplasm. Gene Ontology annotation, molecular function: protein binding. The record is from RefSeq and is a predicted model, not a curated record.